AUGCCGAAUCGAAUUUCCAGGGAAAUUCUGAAAUUUCAGAUUAUUCUGCAAAAAAAAUCAAGUUCCGAUUAUUUUUCGGAAUCUCAGAUUUGUUUUCUCGUCUUUUCCGUUGGAAAAUCACGAAAUGUAUCUCUGUUUAGUUUUCAGUCAGUUGCUGUAGCAGAUGUUGGAAAGUCGGAAAGAGUUGGAAAGGCACCGAAGGGAAAUCGGUGA
Messenger RNA from Caenorhabditis briggsae, 213 nucleotides. The record is from RefSeq and is a predicted model, not a curated record. Bases 1 to 213 code for a protein of 70 amino acids. Lineage: Eukaryota; Metazoa; Nematoda; Chromadorea; Rhabditida; Rhabditidae. The transcript is spliced from 2 exons.